GAUAGUGAAAAAACAAGCUCAAACCAUCAAUGAAACAACGUUGACAGCAGUCUAUAUAACUUUAUAACCGACAGAUAUUAAAGUAGCGCGAGGCGGUGAAAAGAUACGGAACCAGAAAUUGCGGCCAGAUUUCAGAACAUCCUUCUUCGUGCUCCGCCGGGGCGUUCCACCAGAGGAACUUACUGUGAUUUGUCACGCAUUGUUGCCGCUCGUGUUAGCUGGUGACUCUGUAAACAACAGCAUCAACAUUCCACUGGACUCGAGAGGUAAAGUCUAACGUUUUCUGAACUUGACGCCUGAGUGCUGAGUGUGUAGUGGACUGCUUAAGACUUUUCUCGGCGUGUAAGGAAAGUUCUCGUCCCUACUUUGUUGCCUCCAGUCAGGAGACGGAACUUAAAGCCCGGAGGUGAAGAAGGAUAUUUGAAAGAAAUCAAAUACAAGACUCUUCGACACUUUUCUUCAAAGGACGAUUGCUCUGAAACCACAUGUCUCUGCUUUAGUACGGUGAAGCUAGGGCAAGACGGUUGGUGGUUUUGAAUUCACGAGUCUCAAGUUUCCGCCGCCCUGGCAAGAGAUAUUAAAGCGUGAAUUUGACCUGGUAGAAGUUGUCAACAAGAGAAGUUGCAGAGGCAAACUGGCAGGUGUACAAGUAAAUUUACAUGCAUGGGCAUACGCAUCUAGCUGCACUAUAAAUAGAAGCCGUCUGAAGGACUAAUCAGCCCAUCUGUGCUCGUGCAUAUGUAUUAAACCCGGGUCACACAUUUUCAUCAUAAUCCCGGUGAAACCCACACCUGUCGCUUUGGCUGUAAGGGCAGGAGUCGUCGCAUGGACUGACAUGGCCACCGAUCUCGCCAUGAGCGCAGAUUUGCCCAACAGCCCUUUGGCUAUAGAAUAUGUCAACGACUUCGACCUCAUGAAGUUUGAGGUCAAGAAAGAGCCCCCGGAGGCCGACCGCUAUUGCCACCGCCUGCCCCCGGGCUCGCUGUCCUCCACUCCCAUCAGUACGCCCUGCUCCUCCGUGCCUUCCUCCCCGAGUUUCUGUGCCCCCAGUCCUGGGUCGCAGCCUGGUCAGAACCUCGGAAAUGGCGUCAUCAACAAUAACAACAACAACAACAGUGGUGGCAACAACAACAAUACCCAAAGCUCUUCGGGCAAGCCACAGCUGGAAGACCUCUAUUGGAUUCCGAACUACCAGCAUCACAUCACUCCAGAGGCCCUAAACCUGACCCCAGAGGAUGCAGUGGAAGCGCUCAUCGGUAAUGCGCACCAUCACCACCAUCACCACCAGCCCUACGAGGGAUUCCGCGGUCAACAGUACGUCGGAGAAGACCUCUCGGCGGCCACGAACGGUCACCACCAUCCGGCGCACCACCACCACCACCACCAUCACCACGGCCACCACACGCGCAUCGAUGACCGCUUCUCAGACGAGCAGCUGGUAAGCAUGACGGUGCGCGAGCUCAACCGGCAACUGCGAGGCUUCAGCAAAGAAGAGGUGAUCCGCCUCAAGCAGAAACGUCGAACCCUGAAGAACAGGGGCUACGCGCAGUCGUGCCGCUACAAGCGCGUGCAGCAGCGGCACAUGCUAGAGAGCGAAAAGUGCACGCUCCAGAGCCAAGUGGAACAACUCAAGCAAGACGUGGCGCGCCUGAUCAAAGAACGGGACCUGUACAAGGAGAAGUACGAGAAGCUGGCGAGCCGAACCUAUAACGGUGGCUGUGGCGGCAACACUCGGGACCCGUCCAACGGCACUCACGGCAAAACCACUUCCACGGAAUUCUUCAUGUGAGAAUGAUUCUUGUUAAAAACCUUUUCCACAUUAACGUAUUCGGUUUUUUUGUUUUGUUUUGUUUUUUACCUAAAUUUGUAUUAUUUUCAUUGUGAAUUUGAUUUACAGUUCUUCCUAUCUUAAAGACUCUGUACACUUGCAUUACUGUACAUACAGCGCAAUACUUAAAGCUCACACUUCAUUGUUUGUGUACUUAUAUUAUUGCACCAUAAAAGUCUUAAGGAUAGUGUAAUGUUAAGAUUAUCUUCGACAGAUACUGCACGGACUUUUCUACUUCAUAAGACCUCUGAUCUAAAUAUGGGAUCACACAAAACCUCCAAAGACACACCAGGACUCUGUAGAUGCGUGUGUUGUUUCUUUUUUAUUAAUAAGCUAAUGGCAAUAUCUGACAUGUUUAGGGACACAGGUGCGUCGCUCAGUCAUUAAACCGCUUCCGUGAUUAUGUUUUCCUUGUCUUAACAGAAUGACGAGUCCUAAUGGCAAUUAGACUUAAGAAACUCCAGCUUUUGACGGGACUUUGGAAGAAACAAUAUUACUAAAACACUUAUAAGCAAGCAAGAGAGAUAGCAAUACAGCAUUUACUUCCCUCAAUUUUGUCAUGAACUGAGGUUUAGGGGACCUGUGAACUUCGAGGGCCCUCGAGCAUUGCUCAAGUCUGCAUUACCCCACCAAUCCUGCAUGCGGGACAUGUAUGGUACUCCAAACUCGCCAAGUACUUUCUAUUUUCCCAUACAGCACUUGGAUGAUGAAAAGCAUGCCCUUAACCACUCUCUUAUCUCCUUUUGUUCUCCCCUGUUCGACACAAACCGUAUAGUUAUGAGGAGCUCAUGAGUUACCUAUAAAAUCACAUGAAAUCCGUUCUUAUUUUUAUUAUUAUAAUUAUUGUUAUUUUAAAAGUACAGAAUAAGGACUAACGAAGAAAGAAAAAAAACACAAUUGAGCAAGAGUUUAAGAGUUAUUUAUUCCCACUUGUACAUAUGUAGAGGUCAAUUGCUGUGUUAAUUUACCUUUCUUUUUAAAGUCCUUCUUGCUUGAUUAUUUAAAACGUCUUAAUAAAAUGUUUGUAUGUAAUAGCAUGCAAAUGACGAAGAUACUAUCAUCCUAUUGAAUACGUACAAUUUCAAAAGAAGCCUACUGCACUAUAAUUCGAAGAAUUGGGAUUUAUAUGACAUUUAUUUUCCUCUGUGCUGAUCGAAUUGCUGUUCUGGUGGACAUUGUUACUCGAUCUAAAGUCGACCAUAAAGUCCACCAUAAACACAAGGAUUCAAAUUGCUGCUAGUUCUCUAUGCACCAAAUUCGAAAGCAAUUAACACAAGUUCUGAUUAUGUGAAUUUUGUACUUCAACAUAAACUAAUGUAGAAGACUGACUGGUAAGACGUAGACAUUUUAAUGACUAAAAUCCACCAUCUCUUUUAAGAAAGCUUUUUUAUUAUUCUUAUUAUUAAUUAUGAAUGACAAAACAUUUGACUUCAAAUAUGGCAGCCGACGGUAAUAAGGCAAGGAGAGCUGGUUCAACUUUUUAUGACAAUGAAACUGUAAAAGAAAAAAGUAUAAAAAAAAAUCCUACGCUGUAUCAUGUAGCCUAUUCGACUUUUAAGUUGUUGCCUGUUGUUUUGCAUUGGAACGUUGGGAUGAUAAUAGGCUUCCAAACACAUUCAAUUAUUCUUGGUAGAUGCCACAAGAUUACUUAUUCUAAAAUAAUAAAGGGACCUGCGUGCAAAGUUAUUAUACGCAUUUGAACGUGAUAAUUUAAGAUUGAAAUAUUGCCUAGUUCAGGGUGGAUGGGGAAAAAAAAUCAAAUAGAACUUGCCAAAGUGGAUUUCAAAAUUAUUUUAUCUCUAGUCAGUUUUCAAUCUAUCUCCGUCCUGCGCAUGCUUAGUUCCAUAACAGAUAUCAAAUUAUGUCGCCCAGACUUCUAAAAUAAGUCCCCCGCGUAUAAUCACUUACUUGGAUUAAUUUCUUCUUGGAAUUCUCAUCUGUUAACUUUGAUUAAAAAUUGUGGACUAAAUUAUGAUGCAGUUCGGUAUGGAGCAAUCUCUCUGUUUAUUGGUCUAAUUUGAGGCACCGCAGCUCGAGGUUACAUCACCACAUAUGCUGUCCUGUGUGCUGUCUUAUGUAAAAAAUGAAAUAAAAUGAAAAACUGUACAUAGCCUAUCAUUUCUAUCGAAAAAUAUAAAUGUCCUUAUGUGUCAGUAUGUCCAAACCAAAAUGUUUCAAAAUGGAAUGUUGUUCAGAAUCUUGUUUUCAUAAUGUUUAAUAAAAAGUUCUG
Xyrauchen texanus (razorback sucker) is the source of this 4058-nucleotide messenger RNA. It is a transcript of the gene mafaa, whose product is annotated as v-maf avian musculoaponeurotic fibrosarcoma oncogene homolog Aa. Lineage: Eukaryota; Metazoa; Chordata; Actinopteri; Cypriniformes; Catostomidae. The transcript has a single exon. The record is from RefSeq and is a predicted model, not a curated record. The coding region runs from base 836 to 1789 and encodes 317 amino acids. Gene Ontology annotation, molecular function: DNA-binding transcription factor activity, RNA polymerase II-specific; RNA polymerase II cis-regulatory region sequence-specific DNA binding. Gene Ontology annotation, biological process: regulation of transcription by RNA polymerase II. Gene Ontology annotation, cellular component: nucleus.